This is a messenger RNA of Phytophthora sojae, 387 nucleotides long. RefSeq lists its product as hypothetical. The transcript has a single exon. Lineage: Eukaryota; Oomycota; Peronosporomycetes; Peronosporales; Peronosporaceae. The coding region runs from base 1 to 387 and encodes 128 amino acids. The record is from RefSeq and is a predicted model, not a curated record.
AUGAGAGAUCUCCAAGAAAGUCGACCAAGUGGUAGAUCAAUACCUGCAGCUCGGUCUCCAAUCGUCCACAACGCAACUUGCCUGGACGAGGACAAGCGCAUCGUCAAGACCAUGAAGCUCGCUGCUCUCGCCGUCGUCGCUGCCGUCGCUGUCGCGGGCGUUUCUGCUGCCGACCAGCCUGCCCUGCGCUCGGUGGACAAGCCGGCCGAGGUGGCCCCGGCUGCUGGUGCUGCGAACACCCCGAGUGGAUCCAAGAAGGAGCAGUGCGGAGGCUGGGGAGGAGGCUGGGGCCCCUGGGGUGGAAUGGGUAUUGGCUGUGGCGGCUGGGGAGGAGGCUGGGGCGGAGGCUGGGGUCGUCCGUGGGGUGGCUGGGGAUGGGGAUGGUAA